GGAGACCGCCAGUCCAACACGGGUGCUCGACUGUGACGACCUCGGUGCCGGCGUGUAUAAAUCCACUUCAAGCAGCUUCACCGUCACGGCACACGGUCGAGAGGUCGGAAAUGAUUUCAGCUCGCCGUCGCACCACCAUGGCCACCAACAAACUGAUCACGUUCGUGGUGUUGCUGGUGGUACUAGAAAUGGUGCGCUCCGAAGAUUCCCCGUGCGGCUUCCCGGCCAUCUUCAACUUCGGCGACUCCUCCUCGGACACCGGAGCCUUCCCGGCCCUCUUCCCGGCGGUGCAGCCGCCCUACGGCCAGACCUUCUUCGGCAUGCCGGCCGGGCGGCAGAGCGACGGCCGCCUCGUCAUCGACUUCAUGGCUCAAAACCUGGGGCUACGUUACCUGAAUGCGUACCUGGAUUCACUAGGGAGCAACUUCACGCAGGGAGCCAAUUUCGCGAGCGCCGCCGGAACCAUCAGACGGGUGAACGGGAGCCUGUGGACCUCCGGGUACAGCCCCAUUUCCCUGGACGUGCAGCUCUGGCAAUUCCAGCAGUUCAUCAACAGGAGCCGCUUCGUCUACAACAACAUAGGCGGAGUCUACCGGGAGAUCCUGCCGAACCCCGAGCACCUGGUCUCCAAGGCGCUUUACACCUUCAAAAUCGGCGCCAACGACCUCGCCAUGGGCUACCUAGACAACAUGACCACGGAGCAAGUGGAAGCCUACGUCCCCGAUCUGAUGGAGAGGCUCGAGUCGGCGAUCCAGACGGUGUACAACCUCGGCGGGAGGUACUUCUGGGUGCACAACACGGGGACGUUCGGGUGCCUCCCCUACGGCCUGGUCUACCGACCGGACCUUGCCGGAGAGAAGGAUGACGCCGGCUGCUCCAUCGCGCUCAACGCCGGCCCCCGGUUCUUCAACGCCCGGCUCAAGGAGGUCGUGGCGAGGCUUAGGGUCGCUCUCCCAGAGGCCGCCUUCACCUACGUCGACCUGUACGCCGCCAUGUACAAGCUGAUGAGCGAAGCCAAAAAGUUCGGUUUUGGGGAUCCUCUGCGCGUGUGCUGCGGGUACGGCGGCGGCCAAUACAACUUCGACAAGAACAUCCGGUGUGGCGAUCCGGUCCUGGGGGGGAAGUCGUGCGUGGACCCGUCCAAGAGCGUGAGCUGGGAUGGGGUGCACUUGACCGAAGCGGCUUACAAGUUUAUCUUCGACCAGAUCGUGGACGGCGCUCUCUCCGACCCUCCGGUGCCUUUGCGUCGGGCCUGCCAGGGCAAAGGGCAAUGAACAUGAUGUUCAUUAAUUAGACUGCGGAUGUAGGAUUUUUUUCUGACGUCCGUACUCCAAAUAAAAUAUGCAAUGAGUAUCUAUUUAUAACUCUUGUAAAAAAAUCAAUGAAUAAGAAAUGUACCUCCCUAUGUAUGUAUGGUAAAA
Molecule: messenger RNA, 1421 nt
Organism: Hordeum vulgare subsp. vulgare (domesticated barley)
Lineage: Eukaryota; Viridiplantae; Streptophyta; Magnoliopsida; Poales; Poaceae
Product: GDSL esterase/lipase ACHE-like
Exons: 3
Coding region: 111-1274 (387 amino acids)
Molecular function (GO): hydrolase activity, acting on ester bonds
Source: RefSeq, a predicted model, not a curated record